GCUGGUCAAUGGUAGAGGUAGUGGGCGUGAGUGCGGCCGGGCGUUUGGUUGCUGAGCAGCGCACGCAGACGGGCUUCUGGGCGGGGGGCGCGUGUCCGUGGAGGGAGGCUCGGUGGCUGCAGAGAGGCGGCGGAAGCGCCGCUGCGGGGUCUCCCGAGAAAUGUGAAACCUGCGCAUCUUCCUCGCGCUUCCGCACCCCGGUUCGCUCGCCUGCCUGCUGGCUGCGUCGCCUCCGCCGGCCUCCCGGUUGGGCCCCGCGUGAUGUCGUGAUCCACAGGCGGACGUGCGACCAGACGGGCGGCGCUCAGGCAGCAGCUGCUGCCGAUGGGGCUGCUCCGGAUUAUGCUGCCGCCGAAGUUGCAGCUCCUGGCGGUGGUGGCGUUCGGAGUGUCCGUCCUUUUCCUGGAGAAUCAGAUCCAGAAGCUUGAGGAGUCCCGCGGGAAGCUGGAAAGGGCUAUUGCAAAACAUGAAGUUCGAGAAAUUGAGCAACGUCAUACGAUAGAUGGCUCUCGGUCAGAUGUGACUCUGGAUGAAGAUGAUGAUGUGGUGAUAAUUUAUAAUCGAGUCCCUAAAACUGCUAGUACUUCAUUUACAAACAUUGCUUAUGAUCUUUGUGGAAGAAACAAGUAUCAUGUACUGCAUAUCAACACAACCAAAAAUAAUCCUGUUAUGUCACUGCAAGAUCAGGUACGAUUUGUGAAGAAUGUAACUUCCUGGAAAGAAAUGAAACCAGGAUUUUAUCAUGGACAUAUAUCCUUUUUGGAUUUCACAAAAUUUGGUAUUAAAAAGAAACCAAUAUACAUCAAUGUUAUAAGAGAUCCUAUAGAGCGACUGGUUUCUUACUACUACUUUCUGCGUUUCGGUGAUGAUUACAGGCCUGGACUCCGAAGGCGAAAGCAAGGGGAUAAAAAAACCUUUGAUGAAUGUGUAGCAGCUGGAGGCACAGAUUGUGCCCCUGAGAAACUCUGGCUUCAAAUUCCAUUCUUCUGUGGCCACAGCUCUGAAUGCUGGAAUGCGGGGAGCAGAUGGGCUUUGGAACAAGCCAAAUACAACUUGAUUAAUGAAUAUUUCCUAGUGGGAGUUACUGAAGAGCUUGAAGACUUUAUUAUGUUGUUGGAGGCAGCUUUGCCCCGUUUCUUCAGGGGUGCAACAGAACUGUAUCGCACAGGAAAGAAGUCCCAUCUUAGGAAGACAACGGAGAAGAAACUUCCUACGAAAGAAACCAUUGCAAAGCUCCAGCAGUCUGAAAUGUGGAAAAUGGAGAAUGAGUUCUAUGACUUUGCACUGGAGCAAUUUCAGUUCAUCAGAGCACAUGCAGUUCGAGAAAAAGAUGGAGAAUUGUAUAUUCUGGCGCAAAACUUUUUCUAUGAAAAGAUCUACCCUAAAUCGAACUAAGAGCAAUGAGUAUUGUUAGAUUAGGGGACUAAACCUUUGGCCAUGUCAUUGUUUUCAGUCCCAACAUGUAGAUGAUUGCUGAUAUACCAUCCCAGGCACAUUAGUCUUGAGCUCGGUAGACUAAGCUACGGAUUGUUCAAAGAAGAUGGCUACCAACUAGGUAUAUUGGCAACUCAGAAAGUAUAAGGUUUGUCUGCCCCUGUAUUUUCAGAGGAAGUUACUACUUCACACCUGAGGAAGCUUACAUAUUAAUUUACAGAAACUAACCAUAUAUCAAUUAUAGCUGCAACUAUAACAAUGAAAGGAUUCCCUAUAAUGCUGUUCUUGAUUAUAGGACAGUUUAAUUUACUUAACCACCUGGGAAGAGGAAGAGGCUUCUCCCCUAGCUUCAACAUGGAGAUUUUGGUUGUAUACACUCAUGGAUAACAUUAAUAACUGGCUGACAUCUGUGCUUUGGUCUUGUGAAUCCAUAUCACGUGACAUUCAUUGGAAUGUUCAAUCAUGUUCUGCUGAGAGAAGCUACAGUUGAACGUGCCCAUGUGUAUAUAUGUGGGCUUUCAUUUUAAGAAGCUAGGACAGGUCAUCUACGUGUUUGAAAUUUUAAAUUCCAUAGUGAGAUUGUUAAAAGGGCAAAAUUAGAGACAGUAUUUCUUUGCCACCCUCUGUACUUCCAGCUCAUGUUGGGAAAACUCUCUAAAGCCAGCUUUUGCUAGCACAUUGAUAUGAAAAAUAGUGAAUUCUGUAUAAUUGUUCCAUGGAUUCUUCAUACUUUAGAAAGAACUACUGGUGAAUCCACAUUAUGACUCGACUAGUGGGCUGUGGUAUGGUUAGGAUUUUCCUACUUAGAUACUUUUACCUGUAGAAUAUUUUUACUAAGGUGCUUUAUAACGUGUUUUAAAGCAUUGCGUUUGCAAAAGAAGUAAGAUGCUGUAAAUAAUGCAUAUUUUAUGUAUUUGGACCAAAAGGUUACAACUAAUAGUUUGAACUGUUUUUGCACCAGUUUUGUUUGUGUGUGAAGUAAAACCAUCCCAUCUGCUGUUCAAAUUCCAGUUUUGAAUUGACUCUUGGACAUCACUGAAACGCACUUCAAUGACUUUGACAACUUUAAAUGCAAAAUGGGUCUGACCAGGAGCCCUCUUUACUGAAAACUACUUAAUCUGCAUUUUAAAAUCAUGCUUUAAAAGAGGAAAAGGAAAACGGAAGCAUGUGGCUUGGCCAAGAGAGAAACAAAGACAUUGUCAUCUAUGUCAUGUUACUGAAGCUGCCUUUCGUUACUUCAGCAAAUUUGCAUUUUCCAUUCUCAGCACCUUAUAGACAUGAGAUCAUUUGGUUACUUCCACAUUAUUAAAAUGUGAAGAAAAUUCUAGAAAUGCAUAGUUCUAAAAAAAUCUCUAGUUGCUCAUGCUUUACCAGCAGUUUUUUUUUAAAACAGUAUUAAAAUUUUCCGUAAGGUUCAGCCUUUGAACAUCACAUUCUAUAUGUUGGGAGUAUAAUGUAAAUAUAUUGGUAGGGGAAUAUUUCACCAAAAUUGUGUAUCUGCUAAACGAUCACAAAGAGGUUGACUGUCCCCUAUAUGCUGAAUGUUUGAUGCCAAAAACAUAAUCUUAUUUUAAAAGGGUAAUGGGACUGUUAAACAAAGCAUUUAAUUUACUGUAUUAUUUAGUUUGCUUUAAUCUUGACUUUAAAAAAUAGCACUGCCUUUCGCUUUUUCCAGUUGGCAAUCAUUUUUCACAUUUUUUUUUCUUUUACUGCAUUACUGUAAAAGUGUUUGUAGCCGUGUUGGCCAACUGAAUGAUACGUAGGAACAUGAAAUGAACUUUAAAUUGACUGGCUAUUUAAAAUAUAGCAAAUUUUUGAAACAAUGUGUUCACCCUCAGGUGUUGAUGCUUAGAGCACAACUAAAAUUUUGAUGGUCAAGACUGAUGGCUGUGUAAUAGAUCUAGAAAUUCCAUUCUUAUGUGUAGGGAAGGUACUCACCUGCCUCCAAUACCUGGGGCAGAGUUGCACAGAGUUUUCUAGCACCAGUUCUACCUGUCAGGCUGGAGACUAAAAGUAUGAAUGUGAAAUGAUUUUCCAAGCGGAUCUUGGGUCAUGCAUGGUACAUAUUGUCCAUUGGAAAUUGAUAAUCCCUGGCAAAAUUGUUGAUGUGCCUCAAAGCAGAGAGGAAGAAUAUGGGUUAUUUGUCUACUUGAACAUUGCCUCUAUGAGCAUCUUUGGCGAUUCAUGUGUCUCAGAAUCAGUGUAGUAAAUGACUACACAGACGACAUAGAUAAUAAUAUAACAGUUAGAAAGACACCCUUCCCAGGUGUCCAUCUUAAACAAAUGCUCUGGCAGCUGUAUAUAGAUUGGCCCAGUUUUCAUAACUCACAAAUAGAAUCAGUUACAUUCUACUUUAUAAACCAACAUCACUCAGUACUACUAUGGUUGGAGAAAAUGAAUUAGACCCCCCACCCCCCAAAAGCUUGUAGAGUGCAUCUGUGCCAGCUUCCUGUGCCAGCUGCAGUGUUUCCCCCAGUCUCACAAGUUGUUUCUGAGGGUCAGGAACUUCAAGAAUAGCAUAGGAUAUAGGAGGGGCUGCAGCUUGAGUGGAAACUUCACAGAACUCCUUGAAUAAGCAGAAAUGCCCCUUUAGAUCCAGACAAGCAUUUCUCAUAAAAUUCUGAUUAGCUGUAUGAAGAGGUAUAGAAUUUUUAAAAGAGAGGUUGCUGCAGUAUAAAAAGGUAGUGGCAAAAAUGAGAAAUUCAUAGUGCCCUUUUUAGUGAAUAUGGAAGGUGAUUACUUUGAGGAAAAUUAUGACUAGACCUUUACUGCUCCAUCCCUUCUGGAAUAAACUGGGUUUUGCUCAAGUUUCUGAUUUGAAGCUGUCGUCAUGUACUUUAAGAGAGAACACUGAAUAAAAGUAUUAAUGUUUACAAAGUGAAAUACAGGCCUCUAAACACAAACAUACUUGCAAUCUUACAGAAGUAAGUGAAAAUGUGAUGUAUAAUCUGCUUAUUUUGACAGUGUUUAAAAGAUUGCCUAGGGUUUUAAGGUAAUGUGAUGUUGAAGGAGAAGUGAUAAUAUUGUGAAAGAUUUUCUAGCUUUUAAUGGCCUCAGAGAAGCUUUGGAACUUUUGGUGGAUUGUUUGAUGCCAUAUUUGGAUAUCACAACAGAUGUUCUCCCAAACCCUUCCAGAAAAUGACUGAAAACUUCCAGGUUUCAUAAUCUCUGAAUCAGUGUCCAGUUUACCAUGAUAUCCAAAGGCAGGCAGCUGGGCAAUGGAGUUUGUUUCCUUUCCAUGAGCAUUCAAAACCGAACUUAAGCUGAGGCUCAGAAUUUGGAUAUCACAGGAAAUUGAAACUUGUUUCAAGGCUUCCAAAAUCAGGAAGCUUUAAUUCGUGCUUUACAAGUGAGAGAGCACACAAGCAUCCAAACAGACUAUUUUAUCAGUCACAGACUAGCCAGAAGUUUGUCAUACAUCUGAAUGUGUCCUGUAUUUCAGUAAUUGGAGGGAAGUUAGUCAGGGCUUAAGUGCCUGGUGUACUAUAUAAUCUCUUACCACCUUUCACUAAAAUUGUUGUUCUCUGCUUCACCAGUCUACUUAAGUUGUUCCUUAAACCCCCCCCCCCCCCCGCGCUUCACUUUACCAGAAUCUUCCAAAUAUUCUGAACCCUUAUUUCCUGAAAGCAAAGCAUUAAACGAAGCUAUUUUGUUUUGGAGGGGUUUUUUUCACUAGUUGCAUUUAUGAAGUGUUGAUACAAAGAAAUCAAAGCCCUAAAUAUGUUCUUUGGAAAAUAACUUUUUUAAAAAGUGACAUGCAAAAUAUACUGUGUAAACAAACUAACAAAAUCUGAAAUCACAAUGUUAAAGGAUAUCUUGUGAGUAAUGCAAAACACAUCAAAAUAGCAUGUCAUUUUUAAAGUGAUGUUAAAAUCUUUUAUGAAUCUGUUAGUAUAGUUCAAAGGUGUAUUGCAAUAGUUUUGAAACUGUCACUUGAUGGUUAGAUUAAUGUUCACAUGCCAAUACUGGCCUCAAAACUUCAUCACUGACUGAAAAGUGACGCUGUUCAAGUGCUUGAAGCAUAGAUCAACAGUCUCUGAAGAAGACCAGUGUGCUAAUGCCUCACAAAUGUCUUAGUAAUGACAUUUUGGUGCUACUGUUUAAGAAUUAUGUUUAGACACCUGAGCCAUUGCAUAAACUUCAGAAGGCUAGCAUUUACCACCACAGUUUGGUUUCUCAUGUUUAAUAGAAUGAUACUGUUCAUAUUUUGAUGUGUUUUGUGUUUAUAUUUGACAAUGUGACUAAGGAUGGACUUUUUGCAUACUAGUCAAGGUUUUUCAUCUUUGGUUGUAUGUCAUCCGUAAAUUAAGAAAGGAAAUGGAGCCAAGGUGGAUAAAAUCAAAGACCUAAAAUCAUCAAAUGGGGUCAUGGUUCUGGAUCCAUGAUUCCAAGUGCGGUACUACAGGCUACACUAUUGUGAUUAAGUGCCCCCCACUUCACAGUUCAAAAGCUAAUUCUGGUUUGCCAGUUAGCUGUUAACCUGGGCUGAAUCAGUAAUGGUCGCAGAAUAAGUGUACAGCUCUGAUGAUCUGGAAAUAUUUAAGGUAUGCAUUAAAAAACAGCCAGUGAGAGCAUUUUAUUAGGUGACAUUUAUUCAAAUCCUUGAUUUUUAGUUUGUCAAUAUACUGUUUUUCGUUUUUUAUAAUAUUUCAUAAAUAUUUCAUAAAUUUAAUAUUUCAUAAAUUUUAGUAGGUAACACAGAUCUUUUAUGUCAGGCAUAAAGUUCCUGAUUUAUAAACCUGGCCCUGAUCCAGUGAAACCUUGCAUUAGCUUGUUAACUUUUCCCUACCUCCCCUUUCAUCUAAUUGGAGAAAAUAUAUUUUUGUGCAUGUAUCUCUCUCUUGAAGGCAAAGGAAAACUAUCACAUUGAGAAAUUCCAUUUGUGGUUGUGAAAUCUGGAGAAAAGCAUUGCAGCACAUGUGUGCAUUUGUUGUCUUUGCAAACAAGGGUUAGCCCCAGUUAAUCAGUUUUGGAACCUCUAGCUCAUACACUAUGCAUCUCAAAGGUGGUGGUCUUAGAAUAGCCACAGUCAUUUACUUUACAGGUUUUUAUCCAUUUAGAAAUUUUUUAAAAAUCAACCAUAUUUAUGGCAAAUUCUGACUUUUGAUACAUCUGGCAACAGUUGCGUUAUAGGCUUCAGUAGUCAGUUUACAGGUAUAGAGCAAAAACACCCUACACACGAAACUUUGGACCAUGUGCUCAAAUGGGCUCCUACUCAUAUGAGUCAUCUUAGGUGAUCUAAUGCUAAUGUAUUCUUGAUCCUGAACAUUUUCCUCUCUUUACAAUAUUAAAUUCUUGUUAAAUGUGCUUGGGAAUAAGACCCCACUAACUUCAAUUGGGACUACCUUCCAAGUAAAUAUGCAGCUGAAGUAGGAGGGUGGUUUUUUUUGAAAUUGCGGUAUUAGCAAUGUUUUGUAUGAGGAAAACGAUAUCUGUGAUGCCUAAGCUAUGCUGCAAAGACUUUUGUGCUGACAAGCCUGUAUCAUGUGCACUGCCAAUUUAGCUCUUAAACAGGGAGCAUUUUGUGACUACUAGAAAUCACACUAGUUAGAGUGAGUGUAAUCACUGAUCAGUCACCUGGAUAUAUCCUACUUUGAGCCUUUGCAAAUCUGUAACCUUUUGCAGCACCUAUUUAUAAACCAGAAGCCUUGUAGCAACAAGGGUUUUACAGCAGGUACGCUAUAAAUCUGUUUAGACACUCGUAUUUCUCUCAUACUUAAAUUUUAGAAGACAAAGCUAUAGCUUCUGUGUUAGAGUUAGAUGGUGAGCAUUUCAAAACAGUGUCGAAUGUAACUUUGAGAACAUGGAUUGUGCCUCUUCUUUUUUCCCAAAAUACACAGCUAAAUAGUGCCUUUUCCCUUCACAAUCCAUGUUGAAAAUGCUCACCCCUUCUCUCUGUUUCCCUUUUUCUUCUCAUACUGAUUCUGUUGUGCAAUACUCUUCCAAAUUUGAAACAUUUGUCACAUGUUUGAGACAUGAUUGUUUAGUUUGUUUCUUGCUUUGCUGAGAACUUUCUGUUGCUGAAGUGUUUAAGUUGAUUACCUGACACAAAUGAUAUAUAAAAUAAAAUAUCCAUUGGGAAAGGGGG
Molecule: messenger RNA, 7522 nt
Organism: Sphaerodactylus townsendi
Lineage: Eukaryota; Metazoa; Chordata; Lepidosauria; Squamata; Sphaerodactylidae
Gene: HS2ST1
Product: heparan sulfate 2-O-sulfotransferase 1
Exons: 7
Coding region: 325-1395 (356 amino acids)
Cellular component (GO): membrane
Molecular function (GO): heparan sulfate 2-sulfotransferase activity
Source: RefSeq, a predicted model, not a curated record